Lactuca virosa is the source of this 5897-nucleotide messenger RNA. Lineage: Eukaryota; Viridiplantae; Streptophyta; Magnoliopsida; Asterales; Asteraceae. The record is from the annotation of a GenBank genome assembly.
AAACCCCUGAUUUCUCACGACGGAGAUUGUAUAGUUGACACUUGAUAGAACUAAACAUGGCGAUUGCUGCUCUCUUUCAGUGUUUUAUGCAUCAGUAAGAUGACUAGAAAGCACACCAGACCUCCAAUGGAGCUCGAUCUAGACGCCUUCUUGCAAUCACACGACACCACGGGCAGUGACGACGAUGAUCAGCACCACGGCAGCACCGUCGAUGAACUUCUCCUCAUCGACUCUGAUGACUCUUCUCCUUCGUCGUCUCCCCGAUCGUACCCUAUCUCGCAUGACGUAAGUAUCCCCCAAAGCAACACUAGUCCAGUUGAUGCCAAUUGCUCUGAUUCCUCGCGACUAACACCUCCCCAAUUAGUAAACGAUAGAGAUAGACAAUCAAAGUUUCGUUCAAUUAGUCAAAUAAAUUCAGGCGACACUUUCAGUGUUUCACGACAAUUGCCUCCGUUAUUCGGUGCCGUUAGGUCGAAUGCUAAGCCUGGGGCUGCCCUUGCAGCCGCUGCAGCAGCUUCGCGGUCGAUUCCGACCCCACAUGCGGCUGCCAUUAAAUUGCGAAGGGAGAAGUCUAGUAUGGAAAGCUUGGAUCCGAAGGCCAGUAUUGGUUCUGAAUUAUGCUAUGAAAGUGGCACAGGUUCAGAAGUUAGUCAUUCAGAUGCGAAAUUAUUCGAGGAAGAUCUUAAACUGGAGAAUUUAGAAACCGCGCCAGUAGAAUCCACUGGAAGUUUUGAAGUCAGUGGGGAAGUAAAUCCUGGAGAUGGAAGUAGGAAUGGGUGGAGAAUUACUGAUGAAGAUUUCCCAUGUGAGGAGAUGAAUAUAGAUAUGGCUAAAGCCUCAGAAGUGGAUAGUUUUGCACUUGAGUUUGGUGAUGAUACUCGUAGUUCUGCUGCUAAACCACAGAUUAGCUCUCCUUUGAAUAACGAGGAUGGGAUUAACAGUACCACGUCAGUUUUAGAUAUCAGUAGUAAUGAGCUCAUUGAAGGCAACCAUACGGAAUCUGCACAUAUUUCUACCUUAUCUAUCGCGGAAAUGUUCCCUUUUUCCCAUGAGCACGUGAAUGCUAAAGAGGUUGAGGUAUCAUCAGAAGGUACAAAACUCCAUGAAAAUAAUGUGGAAUUUGGCCUCCAAGCAGAAGGGGAUGACAUGCCAGCACAAAGUGAUGUUUCUGUUGGCAUGGACGGUAUUCUCCAUCAAGAAAAUGAAAAGAAUGAUGGAAGGACACAAGCAUUGAAGCCCCUUCAAUUUGCUGAGGAGCUUGAAAAGAAGCAUGCUUUUACUGGUUUGCAUUGGGAAGAAGGUGCAGCUGCUCAACCAAUGAAACUUGAGGGUGUUCACAGAGGAUCAACUGUGUUGGGAUACUUCAGUGUCAGUACUGAUAACACCAUCACCAGGACAAUUUCUUCUCCAGCAUUUAGGCGAGAUCAUGGAACCCCACAAGCACUAGCAGUUCAUCUUAACUACAUUGCAGUGGGAAUGUCGAGAGGGGUGAUUGUUGUUAUUCCCAGCAAAUACUCUCCACAUUAUGCUGAUAACAUGGAUGCCAAGAUGUUAAUGCUUGGAUUACAAGGUGAUAGAUCUUAUGCCCCAGUCACAUCCAUGUCCUUCAACCAGCAUGGAGACCUCCUUUUUGCAGGAUAUGCUGAUGGGCAUUACACUGUUUGGGAUGUCCAGAGGGCCUCUGCUGCAAAAACUGUCACUGAACAUAAAGCUCCAGUAGUACACAUGCUAUAUCUGGGGGUGGAUUCUCAAGUGGCUCGUCAUUUCAACAUAGUUAGUGGUGAUAGUAAAGGUGUGGUUAAGUUGAUUCGCUUUUCUUCAUCUUCAUUUUUCAAUAGGUUCUCAACUUCUAAAACCUUGACACUUCUUGAUGAAGCAACAAGCACGGUUGUUUGCGCUUCACCUCUGCUAUCAGAAGAAAGUUCUGGAGGUUCUUCCAGCAUUCCAGGAGACUCGACUUUAGGUGAAGAAGGUGUGGUCAUAUUUGUCACUCAUCAAUCUGCUCUAGUGGCAAAAGUCAUUUCCAACACCCCAGAAGUUUACGCUCAACUUCCUAGGCCUGAUGGGGUCCGCGAGGGUUCGAUGCCUUAUACUGCUUGGAAAUACAUAGCCCCUUCACGUGUUGUUUCAGAUAAUGUACAGCUAAAAGAAUCUGAAACUGCUCCACUCCUUGCAAUUGCUUGGGAUCACAACGUACAGGUUGCAAAAUUGGUCAAGUCAGAACUAAAAAUACAUGCAAAAUGGACCCUCGAGAGUUCAGCAAUUGGGGUAGCUUGGCUGGAUGAUCAGAUGUUAAUGGUGCUGACAUCAGCUGGACGGCUGUGUCUGUAUGCAAAUGACGGGAGUUUAAUACAUGACACAAGUUUUGAUGUUGAUGGAGGGAGAGGAGAUGAUGUGAUUGGACAUCACACCCAUUUCAGCAAUGUAGAAAAAGCUCAUCACAAUUGUAUAGCUGUGAGGGGGGCUUCUUUAUAUCUUCUUGGGCCCACACAUCUUGUGGUGUCCCGCCUUCUCCCAUGGAAAGAACGCAUAGAAGUUUUACGAAAAGGCGGUGACUGGAUGGGUGCUUUCAACAUGGCAAUGAUGUUGUAUGAUGGUCAAGCCCAUGGUGUGUUUGACCUUCCUAGAGCAUUGGAAGAUGUGCAAAAGACAAUAAUGCCCUACAUGGCUGAGUUGUUGUUAGCGUAUGUAGAUGUGGUUUUUUCUUAUAUAUCAGUGGCAUUAGGCAACCAAAAAGAAAAGAUGGAUUCGGAGGGUGAUAGUGUUUCUGUGAUAAAAGAGCAGUACACACGUGUUGGUGGUGUUGCAGUUGAAUUCUGUGUCCACAUCAACAGAACUGACAUCCUCUUUGACCAAAUUUUAUCCCGGUUUGAGUCUGUUCAACAAAAAGAGACAUUUUUGGAGCUUUUGGAGCCAUAUAUUUUGAAGGACAUGCUUGGAUCACUACCACCCGAGAUUAUGCAAGCACUAGUGGAACAUUAUAGCACAAAGGGCUGGCUACAGCGUGUUGAACAAUGUGUUCUCCACAUGGACAUAUCUUCCUUAGACUUCAAUCAGGUGGUGAGGUUAUGCCAGGAACACAAUUUAUACGGGGCCCUCAUAUAUUUGUUCAAUAAAGGUCUAGAUGAUUUCAGGACACCUUUAGAGGAGCUUCUACGGGUAUUUAGAAACAAUGAUAAUGAGAAUGCUCCAUCUCUUGGGUACAGGAUGCUAGUUUACUUGAAAUACUGCUUUUCAGGCCUUGCUUUUCCUCCAGGACAUGGGUCUCUUUCCCCUGCACGUUUGCCUUCUCUUAGAAUGGAGCUUAUAGACUUCUUACUAGAACAUUCUAAUGCUCCAAGCACAUGGGGGUUGACAAACUUAUCAUCAACAGAAGCGUAUAAGAAUCUCUAUCAUCUCCUAGAAUUGGACACUGAAGCAACAUUGGAUGUUUUGAGAUGUGCAUUUAUCGAUUCAACACCAAAGGAUUCUAGAUCUCAAAGUCAAGAUCUGAUUCAAAAGACUGUAGAUGUUCUUGCUCUUGUUAUCAAAACAGGCAAAGCUAUUAGCACAUGGCCUUCAAAGGAUGAUACAGGUCGUAUACUUGAGUUUAUUUCUCAUUUUGUGGCCUGUGGAGAGGCUAAAAUCUCAAAGGAAUUACUAGGUCAGAUAUUCGAGUAUUUGACAUUAGAUGCUAGCAUUCCGCCAAAUAUUGAAAGCAAAAAUAACGACAUCUGUAAAAAAAGAGAAAAAGAGGUCCUAGCACUUUUGGAAGUUGUCCCAGAGACAGAUUGGGAUGAUAGAUACUUGUCAGACAUGUGUGAAAAAGCUCACUUUUACCAGGUUUGUGGCUUCAUUCAUAACAGCAAACAUCAAUAUAUAGCUGCUAUUGAUAACUUUAUGAAAGAUGUGGAUGAGCCAAUUCAUGCUUUCUCCUAUAUCAGUAAUUUAUUGCAACAAAACAACGACAAGAGGCCUGAUUCUUUGGAGGCUGCAGUCAUUUCACGAAUCCCACAUUUAGUACAAUUAAGCAGAGAGGGGACAGUUUUUCUAGUUGUCCAACAUCUUUUUCAAGAAUUCCAACAAAUCUUACUGGACCUUAAGUCUCACCCGAAAAGUCUCUUCCUCUACCUUAAAACAGUUAUUGAAGUUCAUUCAAAGGGCACCCUCAACUUCAAUUCUCUAACAAAAGGUGAACCAAGGGUAGAGAAUCAGACUGACAGACUACAUGAUUUCUUAGAAAAAAUCUCCGACUUCCCAAAGUUUGUACGUGAAAAUCCAGUUCACAUAACUGAUGAAAUCACUGAGAUGUAUCUUGAGUUGCUAUGUGAGUAUGAACCCAAAUCUGUCCUGAAUUUCCUUGAGACAUGUGAAAGCUAUAGGGUAGACCAUUGUCUACGGUUGUGUCAAGAAUACAGGAUCAUAGAUGCUGCUGCUUUUUUAUUAGAAAGAGUUGGAGAUGUUGGAACUGCUCUUUCAUUCACACUUUCUGAUCUCAUGGACAAAUUUCACAUGCUUGAUGCUGUUGUUCAAAGUGUAUAUGAUUUCAAUGCAAUCAUGAAGAAGAAGGAGGUAAAUGACAUACUAUAUGUUGUGUAUACUUGUGUCGGACUGUGCCAAAGAAACAGCUCCCGGUUGGAUCCCAAUGAGUCUGAGGCCCUCUGGUUUCAAUUGCUUGACACAUUUUGUGAACCGUUAACAAAUCCAAAUCCAGGCGUAGGUGGAGAUAAGAAGGAUUGUGGAAGUAAGUCUAAGUGGAAGAUCAAAGGGUGUGAUGAAGGUGGUGACAUAUUGAGAAAAUUGUUUUCUAUUUUUAUUAAGGAGAUUGUUGAGGGAAUGAUAGGAUAUGUCCGGUUACCAACCGUCAUGAUGAAACUUCUCUCCGAUAACGGUCAUCAAGAAUUUGGUGAUUUUAAGGCUACUAUACUUGGAAUGCUUGGAACAUAUGAUUUCGAAAGAAAAAUUUUGGACACUGCAAAAUCUUUGAUUGAAGAGGAUACGUAUUAUACGAUGCGAUUACUUAAAAAGGGAGCUUCUCAUGGGCAUGGCCCACAAAGCCUUCUUUGUUGCAUAUGUAACUGUCUACUUACUAAAGACACUUCUGCCUCUGGAAUUCGAGUGUACAACUGUGGCCAUGCAAGCCAUUUGCAUUGUGCACCACCGGGGACAGGGUCACGUACAAGUGGAGGUGGUUGUCUCAUUUGUAUGCCAAAAAAUAAGGGGAUAAGGUCGUCUACUGAAGUUGGCUUAGUGAGUAGGCCUUUAUCUAAAAACAAGUCUUCGCAGGGGAUUGGUGGGGUCCAUCUACACCUACACCUACACGAGACCGAUCCACUUGAUCGUCAAAUAUCAAGGUAUGAGAUAUUGAGUAAUCUUCAUAAACAGAAAGAGAAGAGGACGAUGGUCCAAGUGGAUAACAUUCCACAGUUGAGACUUGCACCACCGGCUGUUUAUCAUGAAAAGGUGAAGAAAGGAGUUGGUAUGUUGAGAGUGGGAGAAAGCAGCGAUGGAAUUGGAAUUGGAAGUCAGAAAAAUACGCAAAUUAAAGAUCUCAAAAAAACUAAGGGAUCGGGUGUGCGCUUUCCCCUAAAAUCAAACAUAUUUGGUAAGGAAAAGACCAGCAGAAGGUGACAUGCGUAACUGCUGUUGCAUAAGUUAUAUCUAACAUAAACAUAAAGUCGAGCAAACAGGCAAUCUUACACAUAUGUUUCACCCCGGGAUAUUGAUUUUGUUGUAUAUCUUUUUUGUAGUCUUCAUUUGUAAAAGUGUGUCUAGUCUAAUGUAUACUGUAUAGAGCGUAGAGUUAAUGGAGGAGGCAUCUUUAGUUUCUUUGUUGUGGUGUGAAUUGUGAUUGACAUGUAUAAUAAUAUUAGAACUUAAUUCAGAUGGGACACGAUUAAACAAUUUUGCAUAUCCAC